AUUUGAAUUUAAAUAUAAUACAAGAAAUUAACAAAUUUGGUGCCCUAUUUUGGGACAAAUUCUGGGGCAAUGCAGCAUCAGACGAAAUAGGAGCAAAACGAACAGAGAGAGAGAAGAAGAAGAAAUCGUUUGAGAAGAACGCCAUAGAUUGAACCAGCUAGUGAAAAUCAACAAUGAAUAAAGGAGGAGUUGGAGGUGGUAGUGGAAGUGGUGGCGGUGGCGGCCCAACCUCCGCUGCAGCAGCAGCUGCAGCUCAAAAACAGAAGACAUUGUUGCAGAGAGUUGAUAACGACAUUGGAAAUAUUGUUGAUAAUUUCAGUUACCUUGUUAAUGUGGCCAGGGUUAAUGAUCCACCAGUAAGAAAUUCACAAGAAACUUUCAUGAUGGAGAUGCGUGCAGCUAGAAUGGUUCAGGCAGCUGACUCAUUACUUAAGUUGGUGUCGGAGUUGAAACAGACAGCAAUUUUUUCUGGUUUUGCAUCCCUCAACGACCAUGUAGACCAAAGAAUAGAUGAAUUUAACCAACAGGCGGAGAAAACAGAUCACAUGUUGGCUAGAAUUGGAGAGGAGGCAGCUGCUAGCCUGAAGGAGCUUGAGUCGCAUUACUAUUCCUCUGCACAGAGGAGAAGCCAACUCACACAGCUAUGAAGAAGGGCAGUGUAUUUCUUGCUUCACUUAUUCUCGAAGUCAAUUUCUAUUGUGGAAGGAUUCAAAGUUUCUAAUCACCGUUCUUCAUCAAGCAACAAGAAUCCUGUGUUUCUUUUUGUGCUGCUGUGUCUCUCUUUCUGCGUAGAGAGAGAGAUGCAUGCCGAGAGGAAGAAGAGGUGCCGAGAGGGACUUUGAAGGAAGGACGAGGUAGAUCCCGUGCUUGUGAUCGACGGGGAAGGGUUUGGAUCGGACGGCGGAGGCGAAGAUAUUCAGUCCCUUCGGAUGGAAGCUGAGUCGGCUGGGGAAGAAGCUGCAUCUGCUUUGGAGCAGCUCCACGAGGCUUCGGUGGUGUUCAUCGCCAUGAGAGAGAGAAGAGACCCUCCUCCCGCAAAGUAAUGGUGUGUGUUGGUAGCGGCGGCACGGUGCUUCUACGGAGGAGGAGCACGACUUGCUGACUGAGGAGCUAGAUGAGGUUGAUGAUUAAACUGAUGAGGGUGUUUUACGGUGGCAGAUGUGGGGCUUCUGCGGCUGCUGAGUGAAGGUAGGUGUAGAGGUCCGGCGGGCGGCCAAGGCGAGACUGCCGCCCGCCGGUGAAGCAGAAUGACUAGGUUGUUAACCUUGCUCUGAUACCAUGUAAGAAUUUAUGUAUU
Messenger RNA from Camellia sinensis, 1297 nucleotides. The record is from RefSeq and is a predicted model, not a curated record. NCBI's taxonomy places the organism in Eukaryota, Viridiplantae, Streptophyta, Magnoliopsida, Ericales, Theaceae.